AUGUCAGACAACACUGGAACCAACACCAGCUUCUCACCCCCCAGACGCCACUGGAACGGGGAAGUUGGCGCUCGCCAUGAACAUCAAAACGUCUGGAUGAAUGGCGGUGCUCGUGCGACUGCCCCCAUGGCCCCGUGGGCUGGCUGGGAUGCUGACAAGAAAGAACGCCGUACAUCAGAUUCAUCCACACGGUCCAACAGCAGUACUAGCUCCGGCUCUAAAUCGCUGUUUGACUCGCUAAACACCCAGAAAAGAGGAAGCUUCUCGGAUGCCGAUCAAGCCCAGAGACGACGCAGUUAUGCCGAGAUGUUGCCUGAGCGCGGCUUCUUUUCGAGGAUGUGGCAUGGAUAUACAACGGGGUCGAAGUGA
This is a messenger RNA of Talaromyces atroroseus, 369 nucleotides long. RefSeq lists its product as hypothetical. The transcript has 2 exons. The record is from RefSeq and is a predicted model, not a curated record. Bases 1 to 369 code for a protein of 122 amino acids. NCBI's taxonomy places the organism in Eukaryota, Fungi, Ascomycota, Eurotiomycetes, Eurotiales, Trichocomaceae.